GUGGGGCGCGUGGCCAGGCCCUCCCCGCCUGCUGCCAGAGGGCGGAAGCGGGCGCCAGGCGGCGUUCUCACUGCGGCCGGGGAGCCGCCGCCCGGGAAUGGCGCACAGCUCUCGCCCCCGCGCCCCUCUCCCCGCCUGCACCGGCUCCCCGCCGGGGGUGCCCUCCCUCCUCUGCGGGAGCCCAGCAGGGACAAAAGCCAGGAUGGAUGAUCAAGCAUGGUAUUUGAGAACUUCAAAGCUGGCUCUGGCCUUGGCAAUUAUCCGCUCAAAACCAGCAGACAAAAGCAGCAGAGAAUACACAGAGCAUCUUGCAAGGAUGGUGUCUGGGCAGGAAUCAAAAUGGAGAGAAAAAGUCAAAGCCUGGGAAGCUGAAGUUCUGCAAUUACGUCAAAAACUUCUUCUGAGCAGGAUUUGUUCAGGAUCAUUUGAGAGUGGAGGUCCAUCUUCCCAGUUGCAGGCUCAGGAACCUAGAAGUUCUGAAAACACUUCGACUCUGCUGGAAGAUUCUGGGUGCGGUUUAUCAAAUGAGCAGAGAACUGAACCUUCAGAGAUGACCGAGCAUUCUGGGGAGAGCUGCAUCUCCACCCCCUUCCCGCCACUGCCCAUUGUGAGCAGACCUUGUGCUCCUCUGGAAAAGCCUCUGUCUUCUCACAUGCAGUUCUUGCAACAUCUGCUUGGGCUGAAGACCUUGACCGAGUCAGAGAGUCUGAAAACUGACUUAAGCCACUUUGAAAACGCCUCUUCCACAGUAUCCGAUUCUGUUUUUCAGUUGCUGGAUGGCUUGAUCACUUUUUACCAAGAACCCAAACUUCCUUGUUCAAGCUUUUGGAUCAAAGCUGUGGAUACUUUAGCUAGACUGAUCAGUGAUUGUAACUUAUCUAAUCAUAUUCUUAAAAAGUGUUCCAAGAAGUUGGAAGAAUUUGAGAAGACCCUGCUACAGGUUAUUUCAAGGAACAGCCAUAUCAAUCGGUUUCAGGUGCAGCAUUAUGUCUCUCAGAGUCUGGUAACCCUGGGAAGUUGCAGCUUGUUGAGAAAAUCUAUAAUAUCUCUGCUUCUGUCAGAAGUAAACAGCUUCGCUGAUGAUCUGGGCGCCAUCAAUCAGGUGCAAGCCAGUUACGAUGUGACACGCUAUGAAAAUAUUUUCUCUGUGUUCUGGGUUCUGGAACAACUUCUUCGGAAGGAAACUGAAGAAGGCAACGCUUCAAGAACAGGGCAUGAGGACCAAGAAAUCAAGAAAUUUCUUCAGAAGCAUGAUGAAACUAUUUUGCAACUCUCUGAUGCAUUUCCUUUAUUUACUUUUUAUUUAUGGAGACUGGGCACUCUCUUGAACUCAGUAGAGAUAGGAACUGUUGAAAAUAACUCACUUCCUUAGCAAUUUACCAAAUAUCAGAAGCAUACUAAAGUUGAAUAUAUGAAGAUCUUGUGCUUAACAGAUUUUCAAGAAUAUUUUUAAAUGAGCAUUUUAAAUGCAUCUCUAAAUAUAAUCAUUAAUUCAAUUUAAGAGUC
Eubalaena glacialis (North Atlantic right whale) is the source of this 1506-nucleotide messenger RNA. RefSeq names its product meiotic double-stranded break formation protein 4 (gene MEI4). Gene Ontology annotation, biological process: spermatogenesis; DNA recombination; meiotic DNA double-strand break formation. Lineage: Eukaryota; Metazoa; Chordata; Mammalia; Artiodactyla; Balaenidae. The coding region runs from base 98 to 1372 and encodes 424 amino acids. The transcript has 5 exons. Gene Ontology annotation, cellular component: lateral element. The record is from RefSeq and is a predicted model, not a curated record.